CGAUCCGAAUAUUUUUUGAAUACACUCUCUUUUUUCUAUUUCUAUUUUGAAUACAGAAAAAACGAAAUGUUUUCUACUUGUACAAACAAAUGUUUGCUGCAAACAUUUGGUAACAACAUAUAUAAAUAGUGGUAAUUAAUGGUGGUAAUUUCAUAGAAUCAAAUUGGUUCGACGUGUUGUUGUAUUUGAAGAUAAUGUUGAUGAACAAAACGAUAAAAAUUCUACAAAUCGUCAUAGUCUAUUGUGACUUUUUGUUGGCCGAACAACAACACAUUGAUGAUGAUGAUGAUCAACAUUUGAUAAUGCCAAAUGAAUCAUCAUCAUCAUCAUAUCAGAUGCAUACGAUGAUAAUUAAUCCACGUAAUAAUUGUACGAUUCCAUGUGAACGUGAACGUUUCGAUAUUGGUAAAGAUUGUGUCGAUGCUGGCGAUCGUUGUCAAUGUGUGGCACAUUGUUGUUGGGCAUUCGAUUGUCGUCAAUGGCCCGUGUUUGCACAAUGUCGUAAAAAAUGUAAAAUUCGUGAUUGGAGCCGUUUUGGACAAUCAUCAUCACAUCAUCUAUCAAUCGAUUGUAAUUAUUUUCCGUGUUAUGAACAUUAUCUUAUAUCAUGGGAUAUACGUAAUGUAAACCAAACACGACAAAUUAAUUGUAUAAAACAUUGUUGUUAUGCAUUUAAUUGUAAAAAAUUUUCUGGUUAUUGUCGAGAAUUAUGUUUACAGAAAUGAAUUAAUUGAUCAUAUCAUUAUAUUUUCUCCAAAAUCAUAAUUCUCUGACAUAAAUGUCAUGUAAAAAUGAAAAAUAAUCUAUUGGUCGGUUCAUUUCUACUUAUUUGAAAUGAACCAGAAAUAACCUAACCUAACCUAACCUAACCUUUUUCGUUUAAUGAAUUUUAAAGAUUUAUCAAUGACAAACUCCAGGGCCAUCUGAGGAUUUUCGAUUAUAUCGGGAACCAUUCGUGUAUAUAUCGUGACUUUUAGCACU
Messenger RNA from Dermatophagoides farinae (American house dust mite), 981 nucleotides. RefSeq lists its product as uncharacterized. The record is from RefSeq and is a predicted model, not a curated record. Lineage: Eukaryota; Metazoa; Arthropoda; Arachnida; Sarcoptiformes; Pyroglyphidae.